Messenger RNA from Raphanus sativus (radish), 1745 nucleotides. Its product is annotated as vacuolar protein sorting-associated protein 9A. The transcript has 5 exons. Bases 90 to 1616 code for a protein of 508 amino acids. NCBI's taxonomy places the organism in Eukaryota, Viridiplantae, Streptophyta, Magnoliopsida, Brassicales, Brassicaceae. Gene Ontology annotation, biological process: vesicle-mediated transport. Gene Ontology annotation, cellular component: endocytic vesicle; cytosol. The record is from RefSeq and is a predicted model, not a curated record. Gene Ontology annotation, molecular function: small GTPase binding; guanyl-nucleotide exchange factor activity.
UCAGCAGCAUUCAUCAUUGGUCCGACCAAAACUACUGAAUCGUUCGGAGAUUUAAGCUUUGAUUGUACGGGAUCCGGUGGUGAUCGUCGAUGGAGAACACAGACGUAUUCCCUGGGCUGCACGAUUUUCUCGAGCGGAUGCGUAAACCUUCCGCCGGCGAUUUCGUCAAAUCCAUUAAAAGUUUCAUUGUCUCAUUCUCGAACAAUGCACCAGACCCAGAGAAAGAUAGCGAGGCAGUUCAGGAGUUCUUUACCAAGAUGGAGGCUGCUUUCAGGGCUCAUCCGCUUUGGUCCGGUUCUUCUGAGGAGCAGUUAGACAAUGCUGCAGAUGGACUUGAGAAGUAUGUCAUGACAAAGUUGUUUACGCGGGUAUUUGCAUCAAACACUGAGGAUGUAAUCUCCGAUGAGAAACUCUUUCAGAAAAUGUCAUUAGUUCAGCAAUUCAUUUCUCCUGAAAGCUUGGAUAUACAACCUACUUUUCAAAACGAAACGUCAUGGCUGUUAGCUCAAAAAGAGCUUCAGAAGAUGAACAUGUACAAAGCUCCUCGCGAUAAGCUGAUGUGUAUUCUUAGCUGCUGCAAAGUGAUUAAUAACUUACUGCUAAAUGCUUCUAUUGCUUCCAAGGAGAAUGCACCUGGAGCCGACGAGUUUCUUCCUGUUCUCAUCUAUGUUACUAUAAAGGCUAACCCUCCGCAGUUUCACUCAAACUUAAUGUAUAUACAAAGAUAUAGGCGUCAAUCUAAACUGGUUGGUGAAGCUGCCUACUUCUUCACAAACUUGCUCUCUGCAGAGUCUUUCAUCUCUAAUAUCGAUGCGAAGUCCCUUUCUAUGGAUGAAGCUGACUUUGAAAAUAAAAUGGAAUCUGCACGGGCACGUCUUUCUGGUACGGGAAGCCAGUCUUAUCAAACUGAUCACGGCGCUGCACCACUCCCUCGUGAUGAACCCACUGCUUAUAAUCCCAAGAGGGAAACCACGCUUCUGCAAUCACAAUCGUCUGAUAGUCUUUCUGGGACCAACGAGACUUUGAAUCAGAACAGUGGACUACCGAAAAUACAGAAAGCUGAAUCCGUUUCAGAUUUGGAAACCAAGGGUGCUGCCACGCUCUUGAACGAUAGCAGCGAGGCAAGCAAGAUCUUUAAAGAGUAUCCUUACAUGUUCGCCAGUGCUGGUGAUUUAAGAGUGGGAGACGUUGAAGGGCUGCUAAAUGAUUACAAACAGCUCGUUUUCAAAUAUGUUUGCCUCUCCAAAGGCUUGGGUGAUGGAGCAACCUCUUUGGUUUCAUCAAGCUUACCUAUGCAGCCGUCUACUGAAUCUGAGGAUCUCACAACAGUGUCUUCGGAUGUUCAAACGAAAACCGAAACUGACCGGAGCGUUGAUGAUUUGAUGCGAGCUUUGCAAGGUGAAGGAGAUAAUGUCCAUAAACUUUCAGAUGUAAAACAAGAAGAUUAUGGGGAAGAUGUUGUAGAAGAAAGGGAAGUUAAAGAAGAAGUAGACACCGAAGACACUGAUUUGAAGAAGCAAAGUGGAGAGAGAGAGGGUGACAAUUCUAGUUCCAAAAAAGCAGAUGCUGAUUCCAAACAUCUAGUUGCAGAAGAUCAGAAUGACCCUUCACGGUGAUGAGUCUCUUGUAUUGGAUUUAGUCCUCGUAUAAAAGAAGCGCAGCUAUGAGUUUUGAUCAAAAGAAGAGUGACAACGUUUUUACCAAAAAAAAAAAAAAAAAAAAAAAAAAAAAAAAAAAAAAAAGAA